Molecule: messenger RNA, 3318 nt
Organism: Musca vetustissima
Lineage: Eukaryota; Metazoa; Arthropoda; Insecta; Diptera; Muscidae
Exons: 6
Coding region: 1-3318 (1105 amino acids)
Molecular function (GO): protein binding; DNA binding
Source: RefSeq, a predicted model, not a curated record
AUGGAGGUGGACGAUGCCAUAGUUAUGGCCGAAAAGCCAACGGCAGCAACAAAUGUUACGGCCACAGCAGUUAACGAAGACCAGACUGUACUUGGUGCGGCUGACGAAAGUGGCGGCGAACGGGAACAAAAUACACCAACAAGUUCGCUAAUCAAGCAAAAACGUGCCAAACUAAAAAAUGACAAAGAAGAACCACCAGGAGGAACAACCGAUGCGGUUACACACAAUGAAUCGGCUACACCAUUUAAAUUAGAAGUUUCUGGUUCGGAAGGCGAGGAAGAAGAAGAAGCAGAUGAUGGUGCAACCAGAGCUGCCAUAAGGCGUAAAUUAUUGUCUACACCCUUGGAAGAAGACGGCACGGCAAAUGAUGGUUUGGAUGAGUAUGAAACAGUGGCCUUGAAACGUAAACGUUAUGAGGUGAGGAGAUCGGGAUCAGAGGAUUGUCUUUUGGGUUUCGAUGAGCUGAGUGGAGAGGCGGAAUUGGUAAAGCCAGAGGAGGUGGGAAAAGAGGAACAGGAGGAGGAGGAGGUGGGAACUCAGGUUAAAGCUGAAGCUGUGGAAUCACCUAAAUCGGUUAAGAAGACACCACCACAAAAAUCUGCUCAGUCACCGGUGCAAACUGCCUCACGCUCAUCUUCAAAAUCCCCUCACAGUCAAAAAGCAAAAUCUCCAAAAUCUCCGGCCUUGCAGUCGUCACCCACAACCAAGCCUGCUGCUGCCCAGAAAACACCACCCAAACCCCAUAUUGUGGCCGAUGGUGAGGAAACAAAUGGUGGCCAAGAUGUAGAAAUGAAACCAGUUGUACAACCUCCCCCGGUGGUACCGAAAAAACCUUUAUCUCCCCAGGAUGAAUUUUAUAAGAAACCCUUUGAUUUUGGCUGGAAAAGAGAAUUGGUGUGGCGUGCCAAUAUAGAAGCCAGUAAGGAUAAAGCCGAUGUAUAUUUCAUUAGUCCAGCUGGCAAGAAGUUAAGGGCUCGAAAUGAAAUUAUCCCGCUAUUGGAGGGCGAUCUUACCAUAGAUCAUUUUAGUUUUGCCAAGGAGCCAUUGGGUGCGGGUCCCGAAUUUGAAAUUGUGCGUAGCGCCAAACCCUCAUCGCGAUCAUCAGUGGCCACAGCUACAUUGGCAGCGGCUCCCUCACCACCCAUUGUAGGCAAACGUGUGUCGAAACCCAAGGGUCCCAAGGGAGCCAGUCCACCACCGCAAGGCUGGACACCCAGCAAGGCUUUGAAAGUUAAUAAUGCUGCUCUGCUAAGUAGUUCUGGUAAUCCAGGAAGGCAUUCGUCGUCGGCUUCAUCACAUCAUCAUCAUGUACAACAAAAUAUGACAUCUACACCGGUUAGCAGGAAACAUGAUAAUGCCUCGGCGGCAACGGGCGGUCAUAAUGCCAGCAGUCAUCAUUCCUCGAAGAAUAGUAAACUGAAAAAAUCCUCGUCAUCAACAUCUUUAGUUGGCAAACCAAACAACGAGGGUGGCAAAAAUUCGACCUCUAAGGAAACCUGCAACAUUGGUUGUGCCAAGGCCACCGGCCAAUUGCCGCAAUUGCAGUGUACAAAAUGUUUUUGCCUUUAUCAUCAUGAAUGUGUGGCCAUUGAUCGUCAGAACAGUGACUAUAGGACCACAUCUAGCACCAAUGGUCGGGAAUAUAUUUGUGAGGCUUGCAGCCCGAAAACUGUAACCACAACAAAAUCAAGUAAUCACAACAAUACGACUGGGGCAACGCCGCUGACAUCGGGAACUGCCGCCUCAGGGUCACCGGCCUCAAAUAAACCGCCAAAACCCGGGCCAGUGAAUGCCAAAAUGCGCCAGGAAAACAAAUAUCCCCAGACAAUAGCGGUGGUCAAGGGCAAGAAAUAUGUUAUGGUUGCCAAGCCAUUGACACUGCCACCCAACGAGCAAGUCAACAAUGAUAUUGAAAAUGAUUUGAAACAGAUAAACGAAAGCAUCAGGAAAAAUCGCAAACAAUCAAACAAUUCCCUUGAUGGUUAUAAUUCUCAUAAUUCUCAAGUAGCUGCUGCACCGGUGGAUCAUUCGAGUAAAAUCUUUGCCACCAAUUUCUUUGCCAAUGUUUCAUAUGCCUAUGAUUCGUUGCUGUGUAUUAUGAAAUAUUUGAAAAUACAUGAACGACCUCGUGCCGCAGCUGUUUGUAAAUUAUGGAAUCUAGCGGCCAAGGACACCUCCUUGUGGAAAACUGUACGCAUGAAAAAUUCCAAGGUAUGCAGCUGGUCAGGUUUUGCCGCCGCAUUGCGCCGUGGUGAAACCAAACAUUUGGAUUUACGUAAAAUGUUACAACCCAGUGGCCGUAGUGAAGAUCUGUGGAAUGAUUUCUGUGAAAAUAUUGGCACUGUCUGCUCCCUGGAAAGUAUAUAUCUUUGCCGUUGUUCCGCACGCGUCGUCGAAAGUCUUUUCCAAUCUAAUCGUAAUUUACGUAUUAUCAAUGCCUUGGCCAUUAAUGAUGAUACCAUAAAUUUGGAAAAUAUCUCACGUCUCAAUUCGUUGGAAGAAUUACGUUUAAGGACCUGUGAAUCGGGUGUAUUGGCUGGUGAUCUGGCUCCCCUGGCCACACUCAGCAAAUUGACCCAUCUCUCGCUGACCUCCAUAAAGGGUUUGGGUGAGAAGAGUGUUGAAAUUUUGGGAGAAUUGAAAACGCUGCGUUCCCUGGAACUGGGAGAAUGUGGUGAUUUUGAUUCCACCUUUGCUGAGGCCGUUCUACCCAAACUCAUUAAUUUACAGAGGUUGCGUUUGGAAAACGGCUCGGUGACAAAUGUCUGCACAUUGGAAAUUCUUGAUUCAGUGGCCCGCCUGGUGCAACUGCAACAAUUGGAAUUGGUAAAUUUCGACAUCAAACCCGGCUUCGAUGAAAAGUUGAGCCUGUGUACAAACAUUACCAAAUUGUUGAUCAUUCCCACCUAUAUUUCCCAAUCGGCGACCACAAAUCAAAUUGUGUUAAGUGCCGUCCAGCAAGUGGCCGAUACACUGCGGGUGUUCACCUGGUGUGUCACCGUAGAGCUAUUGCGUGUCACCGCCCUCUAUGUGGAUCAAUGUGAAGAGUCCACCAAAAAGGAAAAACACCACUUCGAUGAGUGUAUACCAGUUCUGAAACCUGUGCCGGGUGCACCGCCCAAUGAUGAAGAUGAAGAGGAACUGAAGGCCCACAAUGCCGACACGUCGGGAGAGGAAAACAAUGGAGAUGUGCCACAAAUUGAAAUUUUACCCUUGGACAAGGUGGAGACCAUUUUGGCAGAGAAUUUGCCCAAUACGAAAUUUACAAUUGUUAAGGUGCCCUAUCAUGUGACAUGUAAACAACAAUUGGUGGACUAA